Puccinia graminis f. sp. tritici CRL 75-36-700-3 is the source of this 867-nucleotide messenger RNA. RefSeq lists its product as uncharacterized. The transcript has a single exon. Gene Ontology annotation, biological process: phospholipid transport; mitochondrion organization. Gene Ontology annotation, cellular component: ERMES complex. Bases 1 to 867 code for a protein of 288 amino acids. NCBI's taxonomy places the organism in Eukaryota, Fungi, Basidiomycota, Pucciniomycetes, Pucciniales, Pucciniaceae. The record is from RefSeq and is a predicted model, not a curated record.
AUGUCGACUGAAGUUAUCCGCGAAACCAAAGUUCUCUUAACUCCUCUCAAUUAUGCCCUCUGGUUGUUGCCGAUGGAGGCAAGACUCUUUAGACUGAAACUUCUCAACAUCGUCAAAAGUGAAGUUGAACCAGACGAAAAAGAAAAAGAAUCUUGGAUGAAACUCAACAACGAUGCGUAUGCCGAAAUCAUUGCGUACAUCGGUCAAGAAGUCCUCGGAUUCGUCAGCUCUGCUUUGCCUGUAACCCCUCGCUUCAACGGACGGGGUAUCUGGAAACUUCUGAAAUCUCAAUAUGCCGGUGAUGACUUGACCUCUCAAACGACCGCCCUCGAUCAAUUCCUUCAUCUCAGCUUUUCUUCAAUCGCCACUUUUAUCCCCGCCGUUCGAUCAGGAAAUCAGAAGAUAUCCAUGUCGGGUCUUGUUCUGGACGAUCGAGUCCGAACCAUUCUCAUGCUCAAGAAACUUCCUUCCGAUUACCGUUCUUUCCGCGACAUCGUCUCGAUGAACUACGGCUCCGAAUCGUUUGAAUCCGUCAUCAAGAAGCUUGAGAGCUAUGUAGCUCAGAACGAUUUAGACAAAAAACCUACGGUAUCGUCGACUCCGUUACAGUCACUUCUCACUCGAUCGAAUGAUCAAGCCUCGGCGAGCUCAACAGUUUGCGAUCACUGCAAGAAACCAGGCCAUCGCGUCAACAACUGCUGGGUCAAAUACCCUGAAAAAGCCCCGAAGUCACACACAGCCCACAUGACCGUUCAAGACAACUACAACCAACUCAACGAUCCAACCGAUUUCUCUCACUUCAGAACAGCCGACGGCAAGCUCCAUCACGUCGACGAAAUGAGGUUUGAAGGCGUUCAAUACUUCUAA